AUGAGCGUACGGUCGGUUGUGCAAUCAAACAACCUUUUGAAGAGCAGGCUGAGCCAGCUUUCAAGCACACAAACUUUAAGAAGAAGAAUGCCAACCACAAUCUCCAACUUUAACUCCUUUAACUCCUCCAACUUUCUCAACACUUUCAACAAGACAUUCACGAGAUCAAUUUACUUGCAUAGCGGUUCUAGGAUAGAAGGUUUGAAAAGAGACCCCAAGGAGGUAUUCAAGAACCAAAAGGGUGUGCAAUACGGAGCUAAUGACCAAACCUUAAGUCUGAUCAAAUCCUUUUUAGGUUCGAAAUAUCAAAUACCCGAUGAUGUAGCUUUACAAAUCAUUACUCACAAAUCCUUUGGUAAUGGAAUGAAGCCAUACAAUAUCAAGUUAUCGGUGAUGGGCUCUAAGCUACUCAAAUUAUACACGGCAAAAUACGUUAUACAUCAACAAUCAACUACUCCAGAUAAGAUCAAAAUUGAAGGUAAGGAUUUGACCAAGUUGGGCAGUCUCUACUCGAAAGAACUUAGCGGACGAGAUGCUGCUGGAUAUUUUGCCAAAGUCGAAAAUUUAAAUAAAACCAUGUUUUGGGUAUCUCGAGACCCUACAGCAAGUUUUGAAGCUAGUGGUGAAUUAAAAGUUAGCGGUCAGCUUGUACACAGUUUAAUUGGAGCAGUCAAUUUUUACCACGGGAAGGAUGUGGCAGAAGAGUUUAUUGGGGAAAAGAUUAUGAAAGGGCUUGAAGAGAUUACAAAGCAACUUGUCACGAACCAAUAG
Molecule: messenger RNA, 771 nt
Organism: Lodderomyces elongisporus
Lineage: Eukaryota; Fungi; Ascomycota; Pichiomycetes; Serinales; Debaryomycetaceae
Product: mitochondrial 54S ribosomal protein mL57
Exons: 1
Coding region: 1-771 (256 amino acids)
Biological process (GO): mitochondrial translation; RNA processing
Cellular component (GO): mitochondrial large ribosomal subunit
Molecular function (GO): structural constituent of ribosome; ribonuclease III activity
Source: RefSeq, a predicted model, not a curated record